This is a messenger RNA of Macroventuria anomochaeta, 2523 nucleotides long. Its product is annotated as glycoside hydrolase family 55 protein. The coding region runs from base 1 to 2343 and encodes 780 amino acids. The record is from RefSeq and is a predicted model, not a curated record. Lineage: Eukaryota; Fungi; Ascomycota; Dothideomycetes; Pleosporales; Didymellaceae. Gene Ontology annotation, molecular function: polygalacturonase activity. The transcript has a single exon.
AUGGUGGCUUUCAGCGCUGGUGCGCUCUUAUUGGCGCUGCGCGUCCUCAUCACCGCCGCUCCUUCCACAGCUGCUCCUGUCGCAGCACCAGUACCACAAGCAUCAACUGCGCCGGCCGCAGCUUCCGGUUACUGGUUCGCCAAUAUCGAGCGUAAAGGUGUCGCUCCUUACAACGCUGACAAGGAUGCCUACAAAGUCUUCCGAAAUGUAAAGGAUUACGGUGCCAUUGGUGAUGGCACAACCGAUGAUACUGAGGCCAUAAACAAAGCUGUCGCUGAUGGUAAGCGUUGCGGCGAGGGCUGCGACUCCUCCACCACCACUCCCGCCAUCGUCUACUUCCCCGCUGGUACCUACGCCGUCAGCGCCCCAAUCAUUCAAUAUUACUACACUCAGUUCGUUGGUGACAUCAACAACCUUCCUACUCUCAAGGCCACUGCUGCUUUCGAGGGUAUGGCUGUGGUUGAUGCUGACCCGUACAUCCCUGGUGGUGAUGGUGCCAACUGGUACACCAACCAGAACAACUUCUACCGUCAGAUCCGCAACUUCGUCAUCGACAUCUCUGCAGCCAAAGCCACUGCUGGUAUCCACUGGCAAGUCUCCCAGGCUACCUCUCUCCAGAACAUCCGUUUCGAGAUGGCCAAAGGCGAUGCUGGCAAGGACCAAAAGGGUAUCUUCCAGGACAAUGGCUCCGGUGGUUUCAUGACUGACCUCACCUUCAACGGUGGUGGUAUCGGCGCUUUCCUCGGCUCGCAGCAGUUCACCAGUCGCAACAUGACCUUCAACGACUGCGGCACUGCCAUAUACAUGAAUUGGAAUUGGCUCUGGACCAUGAAGAGCAUCUUCAUCAACAACUGCAAGGUCGGUCUCGACAUGGCCAACAGCCCCUCUAACCAGACCGUUGGCUCUGUCCUCAUGCUUGACAGCAAGCUUGUCAACACUCCCAUCGGUGUCAACACUUCCUUCACUCAGGACAGCAUCCCUACCACUGGUGGCACCCUCAUCCUCGAGAACGUUGACUUCACUGGCUCUGAGUCAGCUGUUGUUGGCGCUACUGGCAACGUCCUCGUCAAGGGUGGCAGCAAGGUCGAGGCCUGGGCUCAGGGUAACGCUAUGGCUGCUGGCUCCACUCAAGGUCGUGUCCAGGGUGACAUUAACAACGGCCCCGAGAAGCCUUCGGUCCUGCAGGGCGAGAAUGGCUGGUUCGAGCGCAGCAAGCCCCAGUACGGCGAUGUUGAUGUCUCAAAGUUUGUCAGCCUCAAGUCUAAGGGUGCCAAGGGCGAUGGCUCUACCGAUGACACUGCCGCUAUCCAGGCUGCUAUUGAUGGUCUCCAGGAUGGCGAGAUCCUUUACGUCGAUCACGGUGCCUACCUUAUCACCAAGACCGUUGUCAUUCCUGCCGAGAAGAACGUCAAGAUUCAGGGUGAGGUCUAUCCCAUGUUCUUCAUCACUGGCGAAUUCUUCAGCAACAUGGACGACCCUAAGCCCGGUUUCCAAGUCGGCGCCAAGUCCGGUGAUAAUGGUACUUUUGAGAUGAAUGACGCUAUCAUCGGUACCCAGGGUCCCGCUCCCGGUGGUAUUUUGAUGGAGUGGAACAUUAACGCCGAAGCUGGCAAGGCUGGUCUCUGGGACGUUCACUUCCGUGUUGGUGGUUACGAAGGCACCAAGCUCCAAUCUUCCAACUGCGCAAAGAACCCCAACGCCACCCACGACGCGAACUCUGAAUGCAUAGGUUCCUUCAUGCAGCUCCACAUCACUAAAUCGUCCAGCGGUUACUUCGAGAACGUCUGGCUGUGGACUGCUGAUCACGAGCUUGACCAGGCCGACCAUGGUCAGAUCGACAUCUACAACGGUCGUGGUAUGAUCGUCGAGUCCCAGGGUCCUGUCUGGCUAGUCGGCACCGCUUCUGAGCACUCUCAGAUGUCUCAGUACCACUUCCAGGGCGCAAAGGAUAUCUGGUACGGCGCCAUCCAGACAGAGACGCCUUACUACCAGCCCAACCCCAAGGCCGACGUACCCUUCACCAAGAACGACAAGUACUUUGACCCCGAUUUCGCCGAGGGUUCCACGUCUGCCUGGGCUGUCCGUGUCAUCGACAGCUCCAGCAUUUGGAACUACGGUGCUGGUACCUACUCCUUCUUCAGCAACUACGACCAGGAGUGCGUCUCUAGCCAGAGCUGCCAGGAGCACAUUAACGAGAUCACAAACUCUUCUAACGUCAACUGGUUCGGUCUGUCGACCAAGGCUUCCGUCAACAUGAUCACCUCCAACGGCAAGGGUCUUCUCAAGGAUGCCGACAACCGCAGCAACUUCUGCGCUACACUGGCUAUCUUUGCGCAGCCAUAGAGUGAGGUCGGGCUUGAUGUUGCAUGAGUAGUUGUUCAUUUCUUUCCCAUUACGAUGGGCCUUGUUUGAGCACAGAUAUCUCGUCUGUGCACUUUCACCAUUCGCUACGAGCGAUAAACUGGCACGAUAGCGAUGGAUAGCUGAACAUAUCUUAUACCCUGGGCUGGAGUUUGAAUUAAG